Messenger RNA from Olea europaea var. sylvestris, 1239 nucleotides. RefSeq names its product probable xyloglucan endotransglucosylase/hydrolase protein 30. Gene Ontology annotation, molecular function: hydrolase activity, hydrolyzing O-glycosyl compounds; xyloglucan:xyloglucosyl transferase activity. Gene Ontology annotation, biological process: xyloglucan metabolic process; cell wall biogenesis. The transcript has 4 exons. Gene Ontology annotation, cellular component: cell wall; apoplast. The record is from RefSeq and is a predicted model, not a curated record. Bases 62 to 1099 code for a protein of 345 amino acids. NCBI's taxonomy places the organism in Eukaryota, Viridiplantae, Streptophyta, Magnoliopsida, Lamiales, Oleaceae.
AAGAUAUAAGUCAAUUUCAAAGACACCAAAAAUCUCUCUGAGCUUCAUAGUAACACAAGUAAUGGAUACGUUCCAUUCUCUCUCUAGAAAAGCAAGUUUUAUCUCUCUUCUCCUUUCCCUCCAUCUCCUUUGUGCAAUUCAUUCUGCUGCCUUCAACGUAGAAACUGUUACUUUUAAUAAAGGCUUCAGCCAUCUUUUUGGUGAAGGAAAUACUAUUCGUUCUGCAGAUGAUAAGACCGUUCAACUUCACCUAAAUCAGUAUACAGGCUCAGGAUUCAAAUCUUCAGACCUUUACAAUUAUGGUUUCUUCAGUGCAAAAAUUAAAUUGCCAGCCGAAUACACUGCAGGAAUCGUCGUAGCGUUUUAUAUGACAAAUGGAGAUGUAUUCCGGAAAACUCACGACGAAUUGGAUUUCGAGUUCUUGGGAAAUAUAAGAGGGAAAAGAUGGAGAUUUCAGACGAAUAUGUAUGGAAAUGGGAGCACAAGCAGAGGCAGAGAAGAAAGAUAUUACCUUUGGUUUGAUCCUUCUAAAGAAUUUCAUCGGUAUAGCAUACUAUGGACCACAAAUAUUAUCUUAUUUUAUAUUGAUGAUGUUCCAAUCCGAGAGAUAGUAAGAAAAGAUGAAAUGGGUGCAGAUUUCCCAUCAAAACCUAUGGGAUUAUAUGCCACCAUAUGGGAUGCUUCAGAUUGGGCUACCUCUGGUGGAAAAUACAAAGUCAAUUACAAAUAUGCACCAUUUGUGGCACAAUUCACAGACUUAGCCCUCCAUGGCUGCCCUGCCGAUCCGCUACAAGAGGUCGUAAACUCCGAUUGCGCUGCCCGAGAAGAUGGCCAACUUGCGAGUGAUGAUUAUGCGAGUAUAACCCCGAAACAAAGGAAUGCAAUGAAAAGAUUUAGAGGAAAGUACAUGUAUUACUCGUAUUGCUAUGACACGAUAAGGUACCCCGUGCCACCAUCAGAGUGUGUCGUCGAUUUGGCGAUCAGGCAGCGGUUCAAGGAUACGGGACGGCUGAAAUUUGACGAGAAACACCAUCGGCAUUUCAAGAAAAGAGGAGAGGUUAUGAAUGCGAGGAAUAAUAGGAACCAGGAGAAUGUGUGAUUUAUUACAAUAUUGUUGUGGUGUAUAGUAUACCGUAUACUUCCCUUUUUUUUUAAUUUUUUAUAAGAUUGGAUGAGGAACUUCUAUUCUUGACAUAUAUAGUUUUGAAAAUAAAAAUGGUGUCAUUAUUUUAUAAAGUA